This is a messenger RNA of Pyricularia oryzae 70-15, 2473 nucleotides long. RefSeq lists its product as uncharacterized. The transcript is spliced from 4 exons. NCBI's taxonomy places the organism in Eukaryota, Fungi, Ascomycota, Sordariomycetes, Magnaporthales, Pyriculariaceae. The record is from RefSeq and is a predicted model, not a curated record. Gene Ontology annotation, molecular function: oxidoreductase activity. The coding region runs from base 184 to 1404 and encodes 406 amino acids.
AUUUAUUGGAGUCUUUUGGCCUCUCUUUGCAAUGAUCGACUUCCCUGGUUUCCUUUUUUUCCCCAGGCAUCAUCCCGCACGUGCACUCACCUCUCCCUCGGUGUCUUGACCACUCGGAACAAAAGAAAAAGAAAAAAAAAUCAGGUUCUUGUCCGAGCUUACCGCACCCAAUCGGCCACCACCAUGAGGUUCUCUUCCUGCUUGGCUGCGGCCACGGCCCUGGCCGCGGGGGUUUCGGCUGCCCCUGCGAUCCCUGCCGGCGACGACUUGGAGGUCGCGCGUGCCCAGGUCAACAAGAUGGUUGCCGACAUCUCGGCCAAGAAGAUGGCAGAGCUCCAGGCCAAGGCCGUCGAUGCCAAGCGCAAGACUGCCUGCAAGAGCACGUGCACGGCCGACAAUGUCGCCGUUCGCAAGGAGUACGGUGACCUCACCAAGGAGGAGAGGGCUGACUACGUCCGCGCUGUCAAGUGCCUGAUGGAUCUCCCCGCCCGCACGCCUAGAUCCGUGGCUCCUGGUGUUCGGUCUCGAUUUGAUGACUUUACUGUCACUCACAUCCAGCAGACACUCAACAUUCACUACACCGGAAACUUCCAGCCUUGGCACCGUUGGUUUGUCUACACCUACGAGAAGGCCCUGCGUGAGGAGUGCGGCUACAAGGGCUACCAACCUUACUGGGACUGGGCCAAGUACGCCUCUGCUCCCCAAGACUCGCCCAUCUUCAACGGCGACGAGUAUAGCCUGGGAGGCAACGGCGAGUGGAUCGGACCUCACGAAGGCGCCAUGAUCGGCGUUCCCCAAGCUGGUGCGCCCACGCUGCGCAUCCCGCCCGGAGUCGGCGGCGGCGAGGUCAAGACGGGUCCCUUCCUAAACCGCACCAUCCUUUUGGGUCCCGUCGGAGCCAUCGAGGGCGUGCCCGCAGGCCCCGACAACGGCCUGGGCGAGAACCCUCGCCCUUGGAAGCGCGACGUCGGCCCCGGCGUCAACAUGCGCUUCGCCAACUACACCACCGUCCUCAACCUUUUGACGGCCCCCGACAUUGACGCGUUCAGAAUAGUGUCCGAGGGCGAGAAGGGCACGGUGGAGAUUGGCCCGCACGGCGGCGGCCACUACGUCAUGGGCGGCGACCCCGGCGGCGACGUCUUCACCUCGCCCAACGACCCGGCCUUUUUUGUCCACCACGGCCAGAUGGACCGCGUGUGGUUCCUGUGGCAGGAGCAGGACCGCGCCGCCCGCCUGCACGACCUCGGCAAGGGGCUGUACGCCCACCAGACCUGGUGGAACGAGCCUCCCAGCAACCUGACCAGCCCCGACGAGAUCAUCGACCUCGGCUACUCUGGCGGCAAGAUUGCCAUCAAGGACCUUGCCGACACCACUUCUGGUCCCUUUUGCUACAUCUACCAAUAGGAGGAGCUUUAGUUUCGCAUGCCUAUCUUCGGAAGACGAGCAGAGCCCUUCACGCCCCGUUUUUGCUUGGUCCUCGCUCGUACCCUCUUCCAAUACUGGUCUAGUGCGAGGAGCAGAGAUGCUCCAAUCACGGCUACGAUCAUUCUUUUUUUUUCUACUGUUCUAAUAAUGUGUGACGAGACUACAUAAACCUAGAAGAAUACCCAAGCAAGCUCGCUGCUUUGAGUUUUUACGAAUGUUCUAUCCCUGAAUCGCACCUUGUUUGACCCCAUUCUUUAGAUUAUAACGUUGGGCUCCACAUCUCCGACCCCCCUAAAGUCCGGCCCCUAAAAAUAUCUACUCAGCCACAUCAACCCUUUGUUUUAUUUUAUAAAUAUCUAGACGAAUUUUUCACUUUAGAACUUGAUUUUUGAAGAUUCUUGCUCCAAACUUUCCAAUGAAACAGUACACUGAAAAUCAGCUUCUUGCUGCCAUUUCUGACAUAAGAAAUGGCAAAUCAGUUCACAAAACCUCGCAAAAAUGGGGUAUUCCUCGGAGUACCCUUCACGAUCGUUUAAAGGGGGCCCAGUCAAUUCAACAAGCGAAAAGAUUUUGUCAAAGGCUUUCACAGGAGCAGGAAACCUAUUUGGCAGAUUGGGUACUUGCGCAGGCCGCGUUAGGCCUUCCGCCAACGCAUCAAGAACUACGCUAUUUUGCGGAACGAAUUCUUCAGGCCGCCGGAGAAAGAAAAAGCCUUGGGAAACAUUGGGUUAGCCGUUUUAUAGCCCGAUAUCCAAUUUUGAAAACCCAAAGACCCCGGCGAAUAGAAAAUGCCCGGGUUAAUGGGGCUACAACCGAGGUAAUUAAAUCUUGGUGGUCCUAUUUGAAAAAUCCCGUUGUCGAUACUAUAAAACCGGCCAACCGUUGGAAUAUGGACGAAACAGGUAUAAUGGAAGGCAAAGGAUCUAAUGGCCUGGUGUUAGGGCGUAAUAAAAUCCGGCCAUUACAGCGAAAAGAGCCUGGAACGCGGGGUUGGACGAGCAUAAUCGAAUGUGUAUCAGCUACGGGGGCUGUUAUACCUCCCCUCGUU